AUGUAGGGAGAGGGCGAGUCCCUCCCCCACUUAUGUGUACUCUCUUACACUUUAACGCAUUGCGCAUGCUUUUCAGUGAGUCUGUAUUAUCGGCAUGACAGAUUUCCUAACCUUAAGCGUGUUAUUUUUCAAAUUUUUGUAACUUUUGAUCCGUUUGAGAGCGACACUUUUUUCUUACAAAAUCGCGUUCUAUGCACCAAAAUACACAACUGUGCAAAGUUUGAGUGAAAUCCAAGAUAUAUUUACCUCUCUGUAUUAACUUUUGGAUGUAUAAAACACAAUGACUGAAGAAAGUAGUCAGAUGAAGGAAUCCAAGCAAGAUGAUAUUCCUGCUACUGCUAGAGCAAUUAAAAUAACAAAUAUACAAAAUCCAUAUAUUAUGAGAGCUUAUGAUAUUGUACAAAGGGAGAAGAAAAUCAACAAAAUUGACGCACAACUAUGUGCUUUUACUAAAAAACAGACUUUAUCUAUGAAGAACAAUACAGAACAUCUCAAUGUUGAUGAUAUGGUUUUUAUACAAAGUAGUAAUCAUAAAACUGGUAUGGCAGAAUUACCAUCCUAUCUUUGUCGUGGUUUAAUAACUUAUAUUAAAAAAGAAAGUGGAAUAUAUAAUGUUCUUUUAGUAGAUCAUGGGAUUAGUAUUGAGCUAAAUAGAGAUGAAAUUUAUAAAGUUCCAAAAGAUUUUAUUCGUGAAGAACAUUUAACAAAAACUGUUGGUAUAUAUAAUAUAUUGCCAAUCUAUAUGAGGAAAAACGUUGCAAAUGGAUAUUCUUCUUUAAAUAAAUGUAAAACUAAAGCAAUUAUUGUAGAAGAAUGGGGCGAAGAAGCGAUUCAGUUUGCAAAGAAUCUUUUGGUAGCAUCUGAAGCUGUAUAUUUCGACCAUAUAGUUACAGAUAAAAAGAAUGGGAGAGAAUAUGGGGAAUUUUAUCUUAUCAUCGAUGACCUUAUUAUAUCAUUAAGUGAAGCUUUAGUGGUAAAUUACUAUGCAACUUAUUUGGAAGGAGAUUUAUUGAAACUUAUUGAAUCUCCAAGUAAUGCAGAAGAUGAAACAAAUACUGAGGAAGAUAUUAUUAUACAUGCAAAGUUCUCAACAAAUCGACCAAGGAAUGCAGGACUUGCCAAACAAAUUACAAAACAUUGUACCAUCAGACAUGUUGAAAAGAUUUUAAUACAAAGUAGUAAGAAUUGUAGAGUUUUGGUUGAUGUUACUGAUCUUAGUCUUCCUAAAGGUGUACAUAAGGGUUGGGAUGAGUAUAUCAAUUCCACAAGACCAAGAAAAAUUCAAUCUUAUAUGUGGCCAGCUAUAAAGAAUGGAUUAAAUGUUGUCGCUAUUGGAUCAUCACAAUGUGGUAAAACUGCUGGAUGUGUAAUGGCCAUUUGCGGUCUAGUAGUUAUGCAUCAAAAAAUGACGUCAUAUAACGCUACCCACCCUUUAGCAUUAAUUUUAUGCUCAUCUUCCUUCGAAGUAAUCAAUGUUCAUUCACUGUGUUCAGGAUUUUUGCAAUAUUAUGAUAAUAUAAAAUCUGUAGCGGCGUUUAAUGGUAAAACGCAUCGAUUGGUAUCGGCGUUAAUAUAUAAUGGUUGCCAAAUCUUAAUAACUACACCGCGCUAUUUAGCACGAUUUUUGAAUGAUAAUAACAAUUUACUAUCAUUCGACAAACUUUCUUAUCUACUUUUUGAUAAUGCUGAUAUAAUUUUGGAUAAGUAUUAUAAAACGAUAGGAGAACUAUUCCAAAAACAUAAAAUAAUUGAAAACCGUGACCCAGAAUGUGCCAAUAGACCAAUGUUGCAAAUAAUUUUAUCAGCAACGAAAUGGACAUCUAACAUUAAGAAAUUUGUAUCCCUGGUGAUGUACGAUUCGUUCAUAUGCAUUGCGUCAUUUAUAGAAGCUGUCGUCUUUAAAUCUCUCCGUCCAAAGCUUUAUAUUCUGAAGUCAAUAUAUAAAAAUCAGAAAAUAUUAGAGAUAUUAGGGGAUGAGUAUACUCUGUUGAGGACUAUGGUAAUAUGUAUAAACGCUGAAGAGGCUGAACAGUUAAAUGCAUGUUUAAUUCCAACAAAAAAUACUAUAUUGAUUCAUGAAAAUAUGAAAUUGUUGGAUAUACUAGCUUUGCGAGAAAUUUGGGACACAUGUAUACGUGGUUUAUAUCCAGUAUUAAUAUGCACCGAUGCAAUUCUGUCUCAGCUUAAUUGUACCAAUAUUCAGUGGUUGAUACAUCAUUCUGUAUUGUUGACGUUUAAAAAUCAGUUUAAUUAUAGAUUCUCUGUACUUUUGGAUAAUCUGGCACAGGAUACCACGAAAUGUAAAGUUAGUAUAAUUAUUGAUGAGCAUAAUAACUUACAAUUUCAAAGUAUAAUGAGAAUAAUGCAAAGAAUGAAUGUCAUAAUACCUUCUAAUAUGGAAGAAAAUAUCGAGCGUAUCGCACUUACAUUAGAAAGAAGUAAGAAGAAUCACGAUAUAUGUGAUAAUGUAAAGUCGUUGGGCCUAUGUCCGGAUGAAAGUGUUUGCGUGUUCAGACACUGUAUACUCUCUGAUGUCGAUGCGCCAAUGACAAAUAUACAGAUAAACGAUACGGUGAAAUUGAUGGUAUUGUAUAUUCACGACACGACGCAUUUCUCCGCGAGAUUAAUCGAACAUAUUCCACACCUGAGUAAUUCAAAGAAAAUACCAUUUUCUAAUGUGGAAUACAUGCAGAUUACACAGAAGAUUCAAGAAUAUUAUCAAAAUAUCGAAAAUAGGAAAAUAUGUACCUCAACAAACGUGGGUGAUAUUUGCGUUCUAGAGGGACCUAUAGACGCAUUCAAAAGAGUACAAAUUAGACGCAUUAGAUAUGAUAGAGACACUUCGGAGGAAGCAAAGUUUGUAGAUGUGAGGUGUAUCGACACUGGCCUUGUACAUGAAUGUGUUGAUAUACGUAAAUUAAUUCAUAUUCCGACAGAAUUACUCAAUCUUCCAACGCAUAUUGUAGAAAUAUUUAUAGCCGACGUAGUGCCAUAUGACGAGGAAUAUACUUGGAAUCAUUAUGCUACUGAUGCAGUUCAUAAGUGGUUUAAAGAAAAUGUCGACAGUAGAUCUUAUAUUACUGGAAAGGUUCGCCUUCAUCUCGGGAAUACAAUAUGGUUAGACGACAUCGUAACCGGCACAAAGAUACUUAAUCAUAAAGAUCUUAUAGGAUUUUCUCUGAAAGAUAGCCUAGAAAAAGAAAAUCAUGCGAUUCUGAACGACAAUCACAUGUUACAUCUAUUAAAACUCUGUAAAAAAAGUGGCUUGUCAAAAAUUAACGGAUAUCAUAUAGACGCCGUGUGCAAGUGAAUCUUAGUUCCUCACUUUUUGAUCUUUAUAAUAUAUUUGAUGCACAUAAAUAUGCUAAAAAAUUUAUCAAUUUUGGAAGAAAAUUUUUUUAUACAUUUAUACAGAAUAUGAAAAUAUUCCAAGACGGCGAUAUACCUUGAAAAAAACCUCGAAAAAAGAAUGUUUUAUACAAAAUAUUUCAGAUAAAAGCUGCACAGCUUAAAAAAAUCUAUUAACUUUAUCAGUAUAGCCUUGGAUGAUGUCACCAAUGCCAGGCUAAAAUUACUUUGAAUUUUUUAUAAAUAGCAUCCUCUAUUCUUUGUCACGUUUUGAUACUCAAGUUGAUAAGACCAAUGAAUAGAUGUUUUUUUAAGUACAACUU
Messenger RNA from Harpegnathos saltator (Jerdon's jumping ant), 3671 nucleotides. Its product is annotated as Brother of Yb. The transcript is spliced from 19 exons. The record is from RefSeq and is a predicted model, not a curated record. Gene Ontology annotation, biological process: germ-line stem cell division. NCBI's taxonomy places the organism in Eukaryota, Metazoa, Arthropoda, Insecta, Hymenoptera, Formicidae. Gene Ontology annotation, molecular function: nucleic acid binding; ATP binding. The coding region runs from base 281 to 3310 and encodes 1009 amino acids.